GGUUUGAGAUCACUCCUCAUGAAGCAGGGUAUUCUAGGCUGGAUGGCUACGUGGAAACAUCCCAUAUGGGCAGCAAGUUCGAGAGUGGGAGUUUAUUGACAAAAAAAGAAGAGAUGGAUAUGUUAUACUUGCAGGCUCUUUGUGGCAGUGCGAUUGCAGACUGGACAGAGGAUUUGAAAGCGGUCUUGACUUACAUUCUGAAAUUGCUAGGGUUGAUGUGGGGAGAAAGUGGAAACAAGAAGAACAUCAAUAUGCAAGUGACAUGUGUACAGUGCCAGUGUGAGGGCUGUGCAGUCGUUCAGAUUCUGCUGGAGCUGUGGGAGUCAAGUGACAGUGAGAGGGACUGCGAGACUCACUUCCUCUCCCUGCAGGAGAUUAUGAAAGACAAGGGUGAGCGCCAGGCCCACCUGUUUGUGAAGUUUACCCCGAAGGACUGGAGAGAGACAGACAGGGAGGGGAGAGAGACACACAUCAGACGCCUUGCCAUGGAGAUCUUCAAGGAGAUCUUCAACUUACCUGGCCGGCACAUCUGUGAGGCAGUCAGGAUUUUUGGGAAAAUAUUUCAGUACCACUGGUCCUGGGGCACAAAGUUCAAUUUUCUGUACAACCAUCCCGUUGCAGUGAAGAAGCUGGAGAAAGAGAAGAUCUCUCUGAUUGACGCGGGUCUGUUGAUGAACUCAGCAUACCCUGUGGUCCUGCAUCCUAAGAGGAAGGUCGACCUCAUCCUGUCCUUCGACUUCAGUGCCGGUGACCCCUUCCUGGCAAGUUAUAACCGCCUAUUAAUCUAA
Molecule: messenger RNA, 788 nt
Organism: Acipenser ruthenus (sterlet)
Lineage: Eukaryota; Metazoa; Chordata; Actinopteri; Acipenseriformes; Acipenseridae
Product: cytosolic phospholipase A2 gamma-like
Exons: 7
Coding region: 66-788 (240 amino acids)
Biological process (GO): glycerophospholipid catabolic process
Cellular component (GO): cytosol; nucleoplasm; nuclear envelope
Molecular function (GO): calcium ion binding; calcium-dependent phospholipid binding
Source: RefSeq, a predicted model, not a curated record